UUUUAUAACCACCUUCUCCUUCUCGUCUUUUCUCUAUUACGUAUCGUAACACGCAUAGUUAAUACAUUUAAAUCACAUAUAAGUUCAAAAUGGUUCUCGCACGAGCUGUUUUCGGUGGUGUUCAACGCCGAGCUUUCUCGGUCUCGGCGCGAAACCUCUCCAAGGUCACCGUUCUUGGUGCUGCCGGUGGUAUCGGCCAGCCGCUCUCUCUUCUAUUGAAGCUUAACCCCAGAGUAACUGAGCUUGCUCUCUACGAUAUCCGCGGCGCUCCCGGUGUUGCUGCUGAUGUCUCCCACAUCAACACGAAGAGCACCGUCAAGGGCUAUGACCCCAGCCCCACCGGCCUUGCCAACGCCUUGAAGGGCAGUGACAUCGUCCUCAUCCCCGCCGGUGUCCCCCGAAAGCCCGGCAUGACCCGUGACGAUCUCUUCAACACCAACGCUUCCAUUGUCCGCGAUCUUGCCAAGGCCGCCGCCGAGUCUUGCCCGGAAGCCAACCUCCUCAUCAUCUCCAACCCCGUCAACUCCACCGUCCCCAUCUGCGCCGAGGUUUUCAAGGCCCGUGGUGUCUACAACCCCAGGCGUCUCUUCGGUGUUACCACCCUCGAUGUCGUUCGCGCCAGCCGAUUCGUCAGCGAGCUUAAGAACACCGACCCCAAGGACGAGAAUAUCACCGUCGUUGGUGGUCACUCCGGUGUCACCAUCGUCCCUCUCUUCAGCCAGAGCGGCCACCCCGAUCUGACCUCCAACACCGAGCUCGUGAAGCGCGUCCAAUUCGGUGGUGACGAGGUUGUCAAGGCCAAGGACGGUGCCGGUUCCGCUACUUUGUCCAUGGCUAUGGCUGGUGCUCGCAUGGCCGAGUCCCUUCUCCGCGCCUCACAGGGCGAGAAAGGCGUUAUCGAGCCCACCUUCGUCGACAGCCCCCUCUACAAGGACCAGGGCAUUGAUUUCUUCGCCUCAAGAGUCGAGCUCGGCCCCAACGGUGUUGAGAGGAUCCUUCCCGUCGGCGAGAUAGACGCCAACGAGGAGAAGCUCCUAGAGGCGUGCUUAGGCGACCUCAAGAAGAACAUUGAGAAGGGUGUUGCCUUUGUCGCUUCCAACCCUCCCAAAUAAAUAACAGCAAUCUAGAUAGCUAGAACUCGGCGUUAGUUAACGUGCGUACAAAUAAUCACGAAGGAGAAGCAAAGUCGAUGGGUAUGCUUGAAUGAUGUAGACUAUGUUUGGUCAUAUGCUCAUAUGCACCCACGGCUGGCUCGGCCUUCCGCUACUUGUCUCAUGGGAAAACGCGAUAGACUUAGUACCUAGAGAUGUACAAUAGUAAAUGAUAAAGAUAUGAUAUCAUGAUAUCCCCCCUCGUAUUA
Molecule: messenger RNA, 1360 nt
Organism: Daldinia loculata
Lineage: Eukaryota; Fungi; Ascomycota; Sordariomycetes; Xylariales; Hypoxylaceae
Product: malate dehydrogenase-like protein
Exons: 3
Coding region: 90-1112 (340 amino acids)
Biological process (GO): tricarboxylic acid cycle; malate metabolic process
Cellular component (GO): mitochondrion; cytoplasm
Molecular function (GO): L-malate dehydrogenase (NAD+) activity
Source: RefSeq, a predicted model, not a curated record